This is a messenger RNA of Gryllus bimaculatus (two-spotted cricket), 5650 nucleotides long. Lineage: Eukaryota; Metazoa; Arthropoda; Insecta; Orthoptera; Gryllidae. The record is from the annotation of a GenBank genome assembly.
UGUACACAGCUCGCGUCUCAGCUGUCGCCGAAGCCCGCCACCUCGACCGCCAGCUGGAGAGAGUUGUAUGUAAACGGGUGUCAAGAGUGUUGCGAGCAGCAUGUGUAUCUGUUACAGAGUUUGCGAGUGAAGCUGUUUUGAAUGAGGUAGCGAACAUUGUGUGAGUGAAACGUUUGUUUAGGGAGUGCUUUUUGUAAAAUGUUAAACAGUUCACUGUUUUGAUUUGAAUUUCAAAAGUAGUAUGACUAUUGUCUAAUUUGACAUCUACUCUUUUGUGAAUCGAAUUGCUGAAUGAAAAUGUUUAAGUCCUAUAAUUGUGGUGUAACUAUAUAUUAUCUGAAAAUUUCACGUUCACUGAACUAAUUUUUCACGAAUUUAGUUCAUUCAAAAAAUUAUAUUUUCCAGUUUCUGUAAUGUUUAAUAUUGAUUAGGGGAAAUUUUUUUAAAAAAAUGGCUGAUGACAAUAUGCAUUUAUAUGUAAUGGAAUAUUUGGGUUACACCGCUAUGGACAAAAGGUUUUCGAGGCCUAUGUUACCAUGGAUCAUUGCUGAAAUUAAGAGGCGUGGAUCAACAGAAAAGGUGUGCGUGGGCGUGCACGACGGGUGCGUGGUGGCGCUGGACACUGCGGCGGAGCCCACCGACCCCGGCGCGCCGCCGACGCCGCUGCUGCGCCACCCGCUGGCGCACGUGUGGCGCAUCAUGCACGCGCCCCACGACGCGCGCGCCUUCCUCUACGUGGUGCGCGAGCCGGCGCAGCCGCUGCUCACCUGCCACCUCUUUCGUGCCACCGACGCCGCCGACGUGGUGGAACUAUUCCAAGCCAUGCGCCACGAACAGGCGCGUGAGGACUCCGCGGCCGCAACGGCGGCGGCAGCGGCUGCGGGCGGCGCGAGCGUGGCGGCCGGCGCGGGGGCGGCGGGCCGGCGGGGGAUGGGGCGGCGGGGACCGGCAGGCCCCAGCGGGGCCCGGCCGCUCACCAGCUGCGCCGCGACGCUCACUGCCUUACCCGCGGACAUCUCGCCCUGCUCUUCGCAUUUCUUCGAGGUGUUGUACAUUGGAAAAAUUAAAGUAUCUCAUAAAAAAGUGCCUGACACAUUUAUAGACGAUGCCCUUGAAAAAUUUCGAGCACAUGAAUUGGAGAAAGGCAAAGGAAAAAUAUCUAAAUGUUCCUCUCUUGCCAAUGGUUCAGAACAGAAGAUAAACCAUCAGAAUGCCAAUAAUCUUCAUUCCAGCAGUAGCUGUACAGAGUCUGGACAAAAAAUAAUCAUUACAUUAGAAAGAGACAAUAGUAUUCGUAGGGACUCUGAGGAUUCAAACAGCCCUGUGGAAGAAAACAAUAAUUCAACUCGUACCGUGUUAUUACCAACAGAAAUUAUUACUUCCGAUAGACAAAGCACUCUAGGAAAUGAAGACAGUGGUUGCAUAGAUAGUAUUAACACCGACAAUAAAUGUACCAACAACACUUCAGAUAUACCUGUGGAAACCAUUGUUCAGGGUGGUGUACAAAAUCAACUACAGACAUUGGAACCACGACCUCAGUCUCCAAUACAGGAUUCGCAAGUGACCAAACAGUCGUCUAUACAGCUAGAACCAAUGAGAAACCGAGCUGCAUCAACAGGUAGUGCAAAAGAGUUUAAAAAAUCAGAUUCUUCAAACAGUGCAGAUCAUAAUCGCAUAAUGCUAUUUCAAGUAGGGCGUACUGACCUUCAUUUAAUUAGCCCAGACCGUAAGCAGAUCCUUCUUCACAAGCACUUAAAGGAUGUUGCAAGUUGCAUACAGGGUAUCCAACAAGCAGAUCAUUUUGGAUUCAUUUGUCGAGAAAGUAAUGUAGAAAGUUACAUUGCAUAUGUAUUCAAAUGUCAGUCAGAGUCUGUGGCAGAUGAUGUUGUUGCAGCAAUUACUCAAGCAUUUCUUGCUACUUCUGAGGCUCAGAGGCGAGAGAAAGUGCCAGUAUUUUCAUGCGAACACUGUCCAAUGGUCUGGUACCAUAGAUUAUGUACUGAAAUUGAAGGACUGAAUGAGAAGAAGACUACUAUGGCUAUAUUCCGACGCUUGGAACUUCUUCCUGAAGAAGAGCAAUCGACAAUCUUAACAAAAUUUAGAGGUGCAGAAACAAAUUCCUCUCGUGAACAAAAUGAAUUCCUAAUGAUGCUUUUACGAGCCCAUUGUGAAAGCAAACAAGCUCGUCAUGUCCAUGACACUGCAGAAAACAGGCAUGAAUUUUUGAAUCAGUAUCUGGGAGGAAGUACAAUUUUCAUGAAAGCAAAGAGGUCGUUGACAAGUUCUUUUGACCAAUUGCUCAAAAGAAAAGGUUCCCGAGAUGAUUUUGGGCCAAUUGUAAAGGAGUUGAGCCUUCCAAUCAAUGCAGCUCUUUGUAAGCAGGUGGAAAAUGGAGAAACUGGUAUGCGGCGAAGGUCAUCUACAGUGGGCACUGCAACCGGUGAAACUAUGAAAAAAGAACUGCAGUCCAAACACAAUAUUGUUGGCUUAUCUCCGGGUGUUCCUCAGCAACAGAUUCCAGCUUCUCCUCCUAAUGGACCUCAGCUGGUACAUCAAAAAUCCAGCCCUAUGAUGAACAUAUUUUUUAAAGUUGGUAACACUCCUAAAACUUCUCCUACUCAAGAAAACCAUGAUAUUGUACGACAGACUGGUUCUUGGAGACAAGCUAUUUUCAAUAGAGUUGUGACACCAAGCAAAUCAGAAUCAGCUUCAACUCAAGGCCGGAAGAAAGAAAGAAAUAAGCGUGAUCGCAGUGAAUUACGUGCCCUCUGGAAAAAAGCAAUUAAUCAACAACUGUUAUUAAUUCGAAUGGAAAAGGAAAAUGCUAGGCUGAGGGCACGACAAGAAGAAGCUACUGUGAAGCGUAUCAAAUUAGAAUAUGAAGAAAUCAGUCCCUGCAUGAGAGAAGUUGUAGAGGUUUGGGAUUUACUUAUCAGCAAAGAAAGUCGAAUCACAGCAAAAUGCGACUCUCAAAUGCUUCUACAAGCUAUAAAACAAGGUGUUCCUCGCAGUAAACGUGGUGAUGUAUGGCAGUUUCUUGCUGAACAACAUUGUCUUAAGAUGCCUCCUAUUGAUACAUUAGAAUUCCCAAACUUCAAUGUGCCUUAUGAAACAUUAUUAAAACAGUUAACAUCACAUCCUCACAAUAUUUUGGUGGACUUAGGCCGUACAUUUCCUGGUCAUACUUACUUUGCAUCUCCUUUGGGACCAGGACAGUUGGCAUUAUUCAAUCUCUUGAAGGCAUAUUCAUUAUUAGAUCCUGAAGUUGGCUACUGUCAGGGUCUGAACUUUGUUGCUGGAGUUCUUUUGUUGCAUAUGCCAGAAGAUAGUGCUUUCUUCUUGCUGAAACACCUUAUGUUUCGUCGAGGGCUUAGACGCCAAUACCUACCAGAUAUGGCGGCAUUGCAAGUGCAACUUUAUCAGUUGUCACGUCUGUUGCAUGACCAGCAUCCUGAUUUAUAUAUGCAUUUUGAUAUUCAUGAAAUUGCUCCUACACUGUAUGCAGCUCCUUGGAUACUCACUGUUUUUGCAUCUCAAUUCCCUCUUGGAUUUAGUCCUGAAGUAAUAUUUCGUGUAGCAUUGGCACUGCUAAGUGAACAUAAAGAAGGUCUUUUGUCUUGUGAGAAUUUUGAGGAAAUUAUGGAUUAUUUAAAGACCCGAAUUCCAAAGGUGGACAAGUGUAUUCUUGAUAAAAUAAUGAAGCAGGUAUUUACCAUGGAUAUUACCAAACAAUUACAUGAAUAUGAAGUUGAAUAUCAUGUUUUACAAGAAGAAAUGGCUUCUCCAAGGCCGGAGUAUGAAGAUUUACACAGAUUAGAAGAAGCCAAUAAAUUACUAACUCAACAAAACCAUUCAUUAUCAGAACAAUUGGAGAUUGCAACAAGCAACAUUCACCGCUUGGAGACAACUCGUACUGCUCAGCAAGCUUCUAUUAAUCGCCUUGAAUCUCAAAUAAGGAGUCUGGAAGUUAGUAUUGUGGCUAUGGGUAAUUUCAUAUCAAGUCUUGCAGAAUCAAGAACAGAUAUAGACAUCCCGGGAGAUGUGAGACGCUUGCUGACUCAUUUAUCUGUAGUAGAACAGAGACGCAACAGUCUUAUCAACAGACAAAAUGUUUUAAAUCCAAAUAAUACAAAAGGUAUUCCCUUGAAGGUUAUUGACUCAGGGGAGGUAUAUGGUCAAAAAAAUUAUGCAUUAAGUGAUGUACCAGUUACUAAUGGAAAUGGAGAUAAUGGAUCUGUUACUAUAGGUGGAAAACAAGCUCGAAGAACUUCACAUCCAUUGAAAUCAACCCUCAGUUCUCCUAACCUGUCAGCUAAAUUAAACAGUAUGUCAUCUUUCUUUGGCAAUUCUCAUAACAACAGCAAAACCCCAAAAUUAAGUGAAAAUAAAUCAGAAAAUGAAACUGUAAUAUCAAUUGAUGCAAAAAAAAACAGCAAUCAAGGAAUUGCCAAGUUAUCAGCAAAAAGUGAUGUAAAUGGUAAAGUAACACCAGACAGUACUGCAAGAAAUGAAGGGUGUCUCGAUAAAGCAAGUUCAAAAUCAGUUCCCUUGCCAAGUGCAAAAUUAAAAUCUUCUCAAAGUGCAUUUGAAUUAGCAAUAAAUAGUAAUUAUAAUAAUGAAAAUAUUGUAAAAGAAAGAGGAGAUAUAGUAAUUUCCACUGAAUCAUCUGAUCAUAUACAUCCUUUGGACACCUGUCUGGGUGUAAAUUUCACUUAUGGUGGCACAACAAAACUUAAAACAAUUCGUCCUCUACGAGCCCAACUCUCUCGCCAUGCAAGUUCUGAUAGUUUGCGAACAGUGAAAACUGCUGUAGAUGAAAGUUCAUCUGUUAUUGCCAACCCAUGUUUAGUAGAUGGGGCAAAUUCCAAUAAUCAAAAUGAAUCUCAAACACUGUCCUCAAUUAGUCAAACUAAAACUACUUUGUUGUCAAGAUAGUUCAAAAUUUUGAGAUGUGUUAUAUUUAUAGAAUUUCCACGGGGCUGUGAAUGAAGUGUUUAGUUUGUUUUCUGUAUAAUAAUGACAUAAGUCACAGCAGUGCUUCUUUAAGAAAUAAAGAAAUAAUUUUGAGCCAUAGCAUAAACUGUACAUAUUGACAUUUCUAAAUGUUAUUUUAUUUCAACACUGUAGAUUGUAACAAUGUAUCUGUGAUUAUUCAUUUGAAACCAUUCUUAUUUGUGAUUCUUACAAAAAGAACUGACAGUGGAAAUUGAGAAAGCAUACACUAUGUCAGGUUGCAAAGAAAUCCACAAAGUAAUACUUAUUCUGUGAGUUCACAGUAUACCUAUGACUGUAUUGAGGCAUGCUUCAGAAUACAAGUUUUGAAACUACUGUUGCCAUUGUUAGUUAAAAGUAUUCCUUGUAUCAUAUAUAUUGUAGAUUGAUUAGAUGUGAAAAUACAAGGUUUCUUGAGAGUGUAAUAUAUUGAUAUUUAUAAAGAAUGAUCUGUAAAGAAAAUAGUUUUGAUAUUGAUGUUCAGUAUUCAUAGUAAAUUGAAUUAUUUGUAAGUAUAAUGAAUGUUACUUACUGUAAAUAUAAAAGAUGACUUUUACAAAGAGCAAGAUUUUACUGAUAAUGAAAAGUGCAUAUGAUAAUGUACUGUAUUCCGAAGACAAAAUAAAACACCCACUAUUUUAUAUUACCUGGUGAAAAA